This is a messenger RNA of Xiphophorus hellerii (green swordtail), 2072 nucleotides long. RefSeq lists its product as uncharacterized. Gene Ontology annotation, cellular component: cytoplasm. The record is from RefSeq and is a predicted model, not a curated record. Gene Ontology annotation, biological process: programmed cell death. NCBI's taxonomy places the organism in Eukaryota, Metazoa, Chordata, Actinopteri, Cyprinodontiformes, Poeciliidae. The coding region runs from base 1 to 1737 and encodes 578 amino acids. The transcript is spliced from 11 exons.
AUGCACAACUCUGACGUGGCGGCUCAGGGCGUUCAGUGGGUUGCCGGUUUGAGUCCUCGUUCCCUCAAACCAGAUUUUGCUUCAGAGCAGAGAGCUCUGCUGGGUUUUUGGGUGGGACCUGUCUGCGGUUCUGUUGGGUCAGGUCGCUCCAGGUGGGCUUGGUGCAAACCCGCCGUUUGGGUCUCAGAUCUUCUGAGCAUUGGGUUCCCUCAGGGGGACGUUCUCGGCUCUGGCUCACCGGUCGUCAGGUUUCCCUGCAGUCUGGAUGCAGAUCCAGGAUUCAGCACCUCAGCAGGAUCGGACAGACAGAUGGAUGGGCGGACGGACGGACGGACGGGCGGGCGGGCGGACGCAGAGUUGGACCAAACUGCCUUCCAGGUCUUUACUGGUUUCCCUGUUUCGUGCCAACAGAAAAUGUUUGCAGAUGAAACCAGCGCCAUGGUGAAGAACGUGGGAGCGGAGGAGAAGCUGAUCUCCAACUCCAACCUGAACCAGAAGGUGGAGCUGCUGACUCUGGUCCGGGUCAGCCAGGGCAGGUUCUUCAGUUACCCCAAGUACACGCCGGUGGACUGCACCUUGCCAGAGCUGCUGGAGGACGACAACUUCUCUCCAGAGGUUGAAGAAGAACUGCUGGUGAAGGACUUCAAGACGUCGGUGAAGAGCAGCGAGAGCGGAGAGCUGGGCGCAGGAGAGGAAACGGUUGGCGAAGCGGCGAUCUCUGCAAAGUCUGACUCUGUGGACGGCCUGGUGGAGCCGGUCAGCAUCAAGAAGAAGAAAGCCAACCUGAAAGGCGUGAGGAAGACCUUCAGCGGCAAGAAGCUUGAAAAAGGAAAGAUGAAGCUGCUGAAGAUGAAGGAAAAGGACAAGCUGGCCUUUGUUCAUGAGACGCUGUACAACACCGGACCUGUGAGGAUGACCCGGACGUCUACUCAGGACGGGUCCAUUUCAGCCAAAUACCAGAAGUUCCUGAAGCUGCUGGUCAAGGGCAGCAGGACGGAGGAGACGGCCUUCACCGUCCCAGAGAAAUCCACCUUUGCGUUUGGACUCCAGGAAAUCUUGUGGGACAACGAGACGAUCGAAAUCCCAUUUGAAUCCUGGACUCGCAGGCAGAACCUGAGCCUGUUCACAUAUGACAGCGUUGAUCCAGAUCAGCUGCAGGAGGUCAGAGAAGGGAUCCAGAACAAGGCGUUCCUCCUGAAGCCGCUCACUGGUCUCCCUCAGGCGACCCGGCGGAACCUGCUGAAGAAGCUGCAGGAGGUUCUGGAGGAGGACGGCGCUCUCAGCCAGCUGGAGGAAACGCUGGACCAGAGCAACAAAGGACAGCCAGAGCGUCCCCCGUCCAAGGUCGUUUCGUCCUUCAUGGACGUCUUGGAUGAGUCCAAAGUGUCCUCCAAGGAGAGGGACGCUGUCCAUCUUGUGGUCUGCGCCAUGGACGGUCUGCCAGAGCUCGAGGUGCGACCUUUGACCUCCUGUGCUCCUGAAACUCUGACAGUCCUCGUCCAGCUGGUGGACAGCCUGAAGGACGGAGGUGAGCCCAGUCUCCCAGCGUGUCCCCCUGUCCCCCUGCAGCAGGACGGGGAGCUGCGCUGGGCGGCGGAUGUCCUCUGUGGGUCCAAUGAGACGCUGGCGGAGCUGAGUGCGGCGUGGGACCGGUUCCCCAAGGUUCUGCUGGAGGUUCUGGCUCUGGCCGUGUUGGGAGUCCACAGGCUGCAGGAGGGAAACGGUCCGGAUGAUUAAUCUGCCUCAGAAAAUCAUUUAAUCUAAAUUUACAUGAUUGAAACUUUUGCUGAUUCUUUUCCUACAUUAACAUUAAUUUCAAAUGCAGUUUUAUUUUUUAGGGGAAAAUCUUUGAUGUUUUCUACCUGCUGAGGUUUAUUCAGGUCAUUUAGUCAUGAAAUAUAAUUUUAUUUUAAUAACUUGGUAUGGAUUUCCCCUUUGGACAUUUGAAUAAAAUCAAUCUUUGUGAUGAACGUAUUGAUUUGGGUCAUUAUGGGUUAAACUGAUUUGAACUUUUUCUGCUCUGUAUUGAAUUUCUGUAAUCAAUCAUUGAUGCUAUUAAAUAUUUAAAUGAG